ACCCUCAUCGUGGUGGUGGUGCUCAACUCCCACAGGCUUCACAUGCUCAUGUAUUUCUUUCUCGCCAAUCUGUCUGUCAUGAGGAUCCUCUACACUUCCACAGUAAUCCCCAUAAUGCUGGAAGGCUUCCUACAGGAGGCUGCCAUCUCUGUGGCUGGCUGCUUGCUCCAGUUCUUCAUCUUUGGCUCUCCAGCCACAGAUGAGUGUUUCCUGCUGGCUGUGAUGGCCUAUGAUUGCUACCUGGCCAUUUGUCACCCCCUGAGGUAUCCACUCCUGAUGGGGCCUCGGUGGUGCCUGGGGCUGAUGCUCACAGCCUGGCUGUCUGGCUUUAUGGUAGAUGGACUCAUUGUUGUUCUGAUGUCCCAGGUGAUGUUCUGUGGCCCCAAUCACAUUGAUCACUUUUACUGCGACUUCUCCUUUGAUGGGCUAGCUUGCUCAGAUACUGGAGUGGUCCAGAUGAUGACAUUUACUCUUUCUGUGGUCUUCAUCACUGUCCCCUUUGGACUGGUUCUGGUCGCCUAUUCUCGGAUUGUGGGGGUUGUGCUGAGAGUCCCCUCUGGGGCCAGCAGGACAAAGGCUUUCUCCACAUGUUCCUCUCACCUGGCAGUGGUGUCCACAUUCUAUGGAACCCUCACGACCUUGUACAUUGCACCCUCUGCCAUCCACUCCCAGCUCCUCUCCAAGGUCUUUGCCCUGUUCUACACAGUAGUCACCCUGAUCUUCAACCCUGUUGUCUAUACCCUGAGGAAC
Molecule: messenger RNA, 750 nt
Organism: Nannospalax galili (Upper Galilee mountains blind mole rat)
Lineage: Eukaryota; Metazoa; Chordata; Mammalia; Rodentia; Spalacidae
Product: olfactory receptor 11A1-like
Biological process (GO): G protein-coupled receptor signaling pathway
Cellular component (GO): membrane
Molecular function (GO): olfactory receptor activity; G protein-coupled receptor activity
Source: RefSeq, a predicted model, not a curated record